AACAGUUAAAUCUUGAUAAAUAUUUAUUUUAAAGGAAUAGGUUUGCAUGGUAAAAUCUACAAUAAUUGUACGAAUUACGGACGGUUUACCAUUAUGUGCAUCUGUUGAUGAUAAACAUUCUGAAGCAGAACUAUUAGAACAAAAACAACAAUGUAAAGUUAUAUUUCGGAAGUUAACUGUAAAUUCUGAAAUAAGAGCAUCAAUUGAGUCUGGACAGUAUUUUUUACAUUAUUUUAUUGAUAAUAACGUUUGUUACCUUUGUAUAUGUGAUAAAUCGUAUCCACGAAAGCUUGCUUUUUCUUACUUAGAUGAAAUAUCAAAGGAGUUUUGGAACGUUUAUGGCAAUGAUGUUAUAAAGUUAUCUUUAAGACCUUAUGCUUUUGUGCAGUUUGAUACGUUUAUACAAAGAACAACUCGUCUUUAUCUUGCUCCGCGUGCUUCUUCUAAUCUUGAUAAACUAAAUAAUGAGCUUCAGGAUGUUACACGUGCUAUGACAAAAAAUAUAGAAGAUCUAAUAUAUAGAGGCCAUAGUUUAGAUAGAAUGUCAAAUUUAUCUUCUGAUCUUCGUUCAGAAUCAAUUAAAUAUAAAAAGGCUGCUAAAAAUAUAAACUUUCAUGCAUUUUUACGUCAUUAUGGAACUAUAUUUACAAUUGUUUUUAUUGUUAUAUUAGUUAUUUGGUGGAGAUUUUUUUGAUGAUUAAUAUAUAAAAAAUAAAAAACUAAUGCAUGUUG
Messenger RNA from Pneumocystis carinii B80, 732 nucleotides. RefSeq lists its product as hypothetical. Gene Ontology annotation, biological process: retrograde vesicle-mediated transport, Golgi to endoplasmic reticulum; endoplasmic reticulum to Golgi vesicle-mediated transport; vesicle fusion with Golgi apparatus. Gene Ontology annotation, molecular function: SNAP receptor activity. Lineage: Eukaryota; Fungi; Ascomycota; Pneumocystomycetes; Pneumocystales; Pneumocystaceae. The transcript has 4 exons. The record is from RefSeq and is a predicted model, not a curated record. Gene Ontology annotation, cellular component: Golgi membrane; endoplasmic reticulum-Golgi intermediate compartment; SNARE complex. Bases 47 to 694 code for a protein of 215 amino acids.